UGUCGCAACUGGCCGCACCGCGGCUCUCCGGGCCGCGGCAUGGCGGCGCCAGGCUGCGAGGAGGCGCGGGCGGGCGGCCUGGCGCCGGGGGCUGGCCCCUCGCCCACCGGUGUGGCGCGGCGGCGUGGCCGGACGUUGCUGGUGCGGCACCUGCCCGCCGAGCUGACGGCGGCAGAGAAGGAGGAGCUGCUGCGGCACUUCGGGGCGGCCUCCGUGCGCGUCCUGGCGGACCAUGGGAGGCUGAAACACACUGCUUUUGCUACCUUUCCCAGUGAAAAUGCUGCUGUAAAGGCUUUGUCAAGACUGCAUCAGCUGAAACUUUUAGGUCACACUUUAGUGGUUGAAUUUGCAAAGGAACAAGACAGCGCGCAGGUUCUUUGCCAGCCUUUACCCUCAGAGAAAUGCAAAAGUUCAGAAGAGCUGGUGAAAGAGGAAGAGAAGAAAGAACCAAACUGUCUUAAAAUAGACAAUGGAAUUGCACCCAGCCAUGGUCUCACCUUUCCCAUCAAUUCUUGCCUCAAGUAUCUGUAUCCACCACCUUCAAGUACAAUUCUAGCAAAUAUAGCAAAUGCCUUGGCAAGUGUGCCCAAAUUUUAUGUCCAGGUACUUCAUCUUAUGAAUAAAAUGAAUCUUCCUCCACCUUUCGGACCAAUUACUGCUCGCCCUCCCAUGUAUGAAGAGUAUUUACCAGUGCCUGUGCCACCUCCCCCAAUCCCACCUCUGCCUCCUGAAGAGCCUCCUCUGCCUGAAGAGGAAGAAGAGCAAGUAUCUAGUGAGGAUGAAUCAGAAUAUGAAAGUGAUAACGAGGAGGAAAAAGAGAGAAUGACCAAAUUGAUGGAAUUAGCAACCCUUCAGCCUAAAAGACCAAUAAACACAAAGAGGCGUGGUGUUAGAAAAAAGCAAAGAAUUAAAGAUUUACUUAAUGUUCCAGUGUGUGCUCCCCACAGUAAUUUGCACCCUACGCUGUCACCUUCAGAUGUCUUUGAGCAGCCACAGCAUGUAGGUCAUAAAAAAAUUGAGUUCCAUAUUACUACUGACAUCCCAUCUGUUCUUCAGAUAAACUCGGGAAGAGAAGAAAAAAAUGACCUUUGUGCUGCCAUGGAAGAAAUCAAUAACACAGGAUUUGGAAGGAUUUUCCCAGCUCCUAGCUCAAAUGAUAAAAUGGAAACUGAGGAAGAAGAUGAGGAAAUACCGUCAGAAUUUAUUUCUAGAAGGGAACUAGAGAAAAACAGGCUUUCUAGAGAAGAAAUGGAAAAAUUUUCUGUCUUCAAAAACUAUGAGCCAGGUGAUCCAAAUUGCAGAAUAUAUGUGAAGAAUUUAGCUAAACAAGUUCAAGAAAAGGAUCUUAAGUUCAUUUUUGGAAGAUACGUUGACUUCCAGUCAGAACUGGAACGAAAUAUGUUUGAUAUACGUUUGAUGAAAGAAGGCCGUAUGAAAGGACAGGCUUUCAUUGGACUUCCUAAUGAAAAAGCAGCUGCUAAAGCUUUAAAAGAAGCAAACGGAUAUGUCUUAUUCGAAAAACCCAUGGUGGUUCAAUUUGCUCGUUCAGCUAGACCAAAGCAGGAUUCCAAUGAAGGGAAAAGAAAAAAAUAGAAUGCUGCAGAAGAAACAUUCCUGCGUAAAUACUGCAAUAAUACUGUCAUGCAGAGUGUAUCCUUUCUUGUUGUAUCCUUUUUUGUGCAAUGUUUCCCAUAGCACUCAACUACCUCUUUAAGUUUUCACCUAGAGUAGGUGUGGGGAGGAGUUUAUACAUUUUAGAAUUUGAACUAAUCUGGCAAUUUUAAAAGCAAAGGGCACUUUUUCAGGGGGGAAAAAAUCAGUCGUCUCUGUUGGGUGAAUAGAUGCCAUGAAGCUUCAUAAUCUUAAAAGGUGGCCUCCACCUUUUUCUUCAAAGGUUAUACAACUUAAUUUGUGAUACAAUUCUUUAGCUUGUAUGGGAUUGAAGUGUUACAUUGAUGUGUGUGGAGCUGUGCUGAGCUCACAUUGAGGAUGUCUUGCUUUUCUUUAAAUAAAUAUCGUAUGUCACAAAGCCAUUCUUACUGUUAUUAAAGGGUAGGCAAGUGUCUUAGACCAUUUGAUUUCUGUUGUCCUGGUAUAUGAGAAACUGUCUAUUGAUUUUAGUUUGUACUUUUUCUUUUUUGAGUAGAGGACAAAAUCUAAUAGUAUCUCAUAAUGAAGUAAUAGAGUUUGGCAUUGAACUAUUAAUCACUACUACUUUGUUUUUAUUUUUUCUAUGCACUGAGGUAGUGUAUAGAACUUAAAUUCUGUAUGAGUUAUAUAGCACACUGACUUAUUUUUCUUGUGGAUUUCGUAUUAUGUUAUUGUUUAAUUUACUGUAAUAUAAAAUUAAUACAGCCUGUAUCUAUUAAGUCAGAUUUUUUUCAGAUAACAAUUUUAGAAUAUUAAGCAUCUUUCAAUUUAGUUGUCAAAAGAAAGCAUAUCACUACUAUUAUCUGGCUGUUCAUACUUCUAAUAUGCCUUUGUGAUGUUCCAGGUCCUUUUUGUGUUCCAUCUCUUUCAAGUAUUACCAAGCUUGGCGAAGAAGCAGUGUAAUCAGCGGGACUCUGAACUGUGCGUAGUGCAUUUCUAAAGUAUUUAAUGCAGAGUAUAAAUUUUCUCAUCUUAAAGAUUCCAAAUGUGUUGAAACUGUCAUGAGACUUAUCCAGUAAAUGUAUGUACGUUUGCUUUUGAAAUCUCUAAUAAAUUAUUUCCUUUCUC
Messenger RNA from Cygnus atratus (black swan), 2718 nucleotides. RefSeq names its product RNA binding region (RNP1, RRM) containing 3 (gene RNPC3). Gene Ontology annotation, cellular component: U12-type spliceosomal complex. NCBI's taxonomy places the organism in Eukaryota, Metazoa, Chordata, Aves, Anseriformes, Anatidae. Gene Ontology annotation, biological process: mRNA splicing, via spliceosome. Gene Ontology annotation, molecular function: pre-mRNA intronic binding; protein binding; U12 snRNA binding. The transcript has 15 exons. The coding region runs from base 40 to 1593 and encodes 517 amino acids. The record is from RefSeq and is a predicted model, not a curated record.